This is a messenger RNA of Didymodactylos carnosus, 1385 nucleotides long. The record is from the annotation of a GenBank genome assembly. Lineage: Eukaryota; Metazoa; Rotifera; Eurotatoria; Philodinida; Philodinidae.
AGUCGACUUGGACUAGCCCAUCUCUGACGCUGACGAACUUUUAACAAAUGUAUUGAUUCUAGCUUAUGAAUGAUAGAGGUUUUAAACGGGAAUUAGACAAAAUACAAGUUGUAUGCAUUGACAGACAAAAUAAUUGUGAAUGGUUUGGUAUACUAAAAGAUUAUCAGGAACAUUAUGAUAAAUGUCAUUCAGAUCAUCUUUGUAUGUAUUGUCAUGAAACGUUUUUAUCAAAAUCGGAUCUGGAUAAACACAUCAAUGACACAUGUCCAAAAGCUGUAGUGUCCUGUUCGUUGACUCAAUAUGGAUGUCCAGAACAUAUUGAAAGAUUGGAUUACGGAAAUCAUUUAACAUCCGCUGAACAUCAAAGUAGCGUAUUAGAAUGUCUCAAGCAUUUCCAGCAACACUUUCAUUUGAGAAAUAAUCAAAAGAAUAUGAAGCAACAGACGAAAAUGGAGUAUGAGAGUAGAGAAGAGCCAGCGUCAAAUCAUGCUAUAAUUCCGUUAAGUGAUUGUUAUUCUCAAUUACAAACAUGCAGUGAGACAGUCAUGAUUUUAUCACAGGGUAUUCAAACGUUGAGUCAUGAUGCGACUAGGUUGAGUACAGAGGCUCUAACACAACAAAGUCUGAUGCAAUUGGCUCUUAGUGAAGUUAAUCAAUUAAAGAUAUCGAUAGCAGAAAAGGAGUCUAAUUCAAAUGCAAUUGCAUCAAAUCAGGAAGCUCUUCUGCAGGAACUAUCAAGUUUAAAAGAAAAAGUUGCGAAUAUCGAGUUUGUGUCCACUGAUGGUACUCUGACUUGGAAGAUAACCAACGUCUCUGAUAAAAUGACAAAUGCACAGUCUGAAAGACCAUCAAGCAUCUACAGUCCCCCAUUUUAUAGUUCUCCAGCUGGGUAUAAAAUGAAGGUACGAUUAUACCUUUAUGGCGAUGGGAAUGCUCGUCGAACGCACAUCUCAUUAUUUUUUGUAAUAGUGAGGGGAGAGUAUGAUCAAAUACUCAAAUGGCCAUUUAAUCAUACGGUAACAUUUUGUUUAUUGGAUCAAUCCGGACAGAAUCGACAUGCUAUUGACUCGUUUCGGCCUGAUACAAAAUCGAAUAGCUUCCUGAGACCACAAUCUGAAAUGAACAUUGCCAGUGGUAUCCCUAAAUUUUUUCCUCUGCCCAUGAUUCAGCAAGAUAAUAACAACUAUGUCAGAGAUGACACGAUGUUUAUUAAGGUUAUUGUUGAUUUUGCCGAUUUAUCAAAAAUGAUCCUGCCAUAUAUGCUGAGUCUAAAUCCAGGCUUACCGCAUCAUGUACAACAGUACAUAAUUCAACAAGAAAUUCAACGAAGGCAGAAUCUUGCUCAGACUCCAGUCAGUCCGCUUCCUAAUCUUGAGGCUGUUUGA